AAACAAAGUCCUCAACCACAGUGAGCCCCGGUAGUAUCUGCAUGAUAUACGUGUGUCUAACUGCUUCGAGCCCUGCCUCAAUUGCUGAGGUUCACCAAACACAAAUGAAGGAAAAAAAAAAAUCUGAGCUCAUGUGACGUUAGCGGAUCGCCCGAUUGCACGGAGUCGGCCCAGUAAAAAUGCAUGGCUCCUAUGAAAUCUUUGACUGCAGUGGCAGUUUUGGCUCUUGCCGUCUGCUCCCAGGUAGUCAGUGCUCAGCAACAGCAGCACGUCUUCAGUGACGUUCAGACCACUAUCGCCGACAACUCCCCCCUUGGAGACCUCGGCAACUGGUUUGAAGAUGCCUUGGAAGACAUUCAAGAAGCUGUCGAGGAUGUUCGUAAGACCGUCACCGGUGUUCUUGAGGAUGCUUAUGAUAACUCUCAAAAGGAAUGGCUCAAGGUCUUUUCUCACCCUGCCUUCCCUGAGUAUUCCAUGAGAUACAAAAAGCCUGCGCUUUGUGACCCCGACGUUAAGCAGAUUAGUGGUUAUAUUGAUAUUGAUACCGACAAGCACUUCUUCUUCUGGUUCUUCGAGUCGCGUGAUAAGCCCGCAUCAGACCCCCUUAUUCUUUGGCUCAACGGUGGCCCUGGAUGCAGUUCGUUGACUGGCUUAAUGAUGGAGCUUGGCCCAUGCUCCGUGAACGACGAGGGAACUGAUACCAUCAUCAACAAGUAUUCAUGGAACAACAAUGCCAACAUUGUUUUCUUGGACCAGCCUUUGAACGUUGGCUACUCCUAUGGUAGUGAUGGUGCCAGCAACACCAAUGCUGCCGCCAAGGACGUCUAUGCCUUCCUUCAAUUGUUCUUCCAGGAGUUCCCUGAAUAUGCUGACCUUGAUUUCCAUGUUGCUGGAGAGUCAUAUGCUGGUCACUAUAUCCCCGCUAUUGGUGAACAGAUUCACAACAACAACAAGGGCAAGUUCGCUGUCUCCUCCUUGGCUGCUCAUCAGAACACCCUUGCCGAUAUCAACCUCAAGUCUCUUAUGAUUGGUAAUGGUUUGACCGACCCUCUUAUUCAAUACAAGUGGUAUGCUAAGAUGGCCUGCGAGAACAACUAUGGCCCUGUUUUGGAUAACAGCACUUGCAAGCAAAUGGAAGCCAACUACCCCGCCUGUGCUCGUUUGAUUCAGAACUGCUAUGACAACGGAGGUGUCUUCUCCUGCUUGCCUGCUGCUAUGAAGUGCAACAAGGAUCAACUCCAACCCUACCAACAAACUGGCAUGAACCCCUACGAUGUCCGCAAGAAGUGCGAAGGAGGCAACCUUUGCUACACAAUUUUGGAGAGUGUCAAGAAGUACUUGAACAUUCCUGAAGUAAAGAAGGAGCUCGGUGCUCAAGUCGACACAUAUGAGAGCUGUAACAUGCAGAUCAACUUCCGUUUCCAAAUGGCUGGUGAUUGGAUGAAGCCUUUCCACCUUGCUCUUCCACCGCUGUUGGAAGAUGGUAUCCGUGUUCUUAUCUAUGCUGGUGAUGCUGACUUCAUCUGCAACUGGAUGGGUAACAAAGCUUGGACUCUUGAGCUUCCCUGGUCUGGACAGAAGGAGUUCGCAGCUGCCAAGGACAAGACCUGGUACUCUGAUCUUGGUGACGAGGAAGCUGGUGAAGUUCGUUCCGUUCAAAAUGGCAACUUUACUUUCCUCAGAAUUUAUGGUGGUGGUCAUAUGGUUCCUUAUGACCAGCCUGAGAACUCCCUUGACUUUGUCAACAAGUGGAUCGGUGGCAAGGCUUUGGCUUAAGCGUUGUAACCAAUAAUUUUUUCCCCAUCUAUUUUUCCAUUGUCUGACCCCCGUUCCUUUCUUUUUUUGUUUUGUUUAAACCAUUAUAAACCUCAAUCUAUUCGUCAUGCGAUAAGCGUAUCUCGUAUCAUUACUUGAAUUGAACAUGCGAAUUAACGUUAGUCAUCUCACUCGUCGCUUAACUCGUCAACUGUUGAAUGUAUGUGAUCAGGACACGCGACAUGCUCAGCGAGAGUUACAUUGGAUGCUCAGUCACGUCGCAGCCACCAGUAAAAGCUCAAAGACGACGGAGAGCUUGACAUUCCACGAUGCGCAGCGA
Umbelopsis ramanniana AG is the source of this 2095-nucleotide messenger RNA. RefSeq lists its product as uncharacterized. The coding region runs from base 184 to 1776 and encodes 530 amino acids. Gene Ontology annotation, molecular function: serine-type carboxypeptidase activity. Gene Ontology annotation, biological process: proteolysis. Gene Ontology annotation, cellular component: fungal-type vacuole. The transcript has 10 exons. Lineage: Eukaryota; Fungi; Mucoromycota; Umbelopsidomycetes; Umbelopsidales; Umbelopsidaceae. The record is from RefSeq and is a predicted model, not a curated record.